Molecule: messenger RNA, 3349 nt
Organism: Syngnathus typhle (broad-nosed pipefish)
Lineage: Eukaryota; Metazoa; Chordata; Actinopteri; Syngnathiformes; Syngnathidae
Gene: lrfn5b
Product: leucine rich repeat and fibronectin type III domain containing 5b
Exons: 6
Coding region: 7-2403 (798 amino acids)
Molecular function (GO): protein binding
Source: RefSeq, a predicted model, not a curated record
AGUCCAAUGGAGACCAUCCUGCUUUAUCUGAUGGUCCUAUGUGCGGCUGUCAAGGCCCACAAGGUUCAAGUUUGUCCCAAGCGUUGCGUGUGCCAGAUGCUCAACCCCAAUUUGGCCACGCUUUGCGACAAAAAGGGGCUUCUAUUCGUGCCCCCCAACAUCGACCGGCAUACGGUGGAAAUGCGCCUGGGGGAUAAUUUUGUCACAAGCAUCAAGCGCAAGGACUUUGCUAACAUGACCAAGCUGGUGGACCUGACGCUUUCUCGCAACACCAUCGGGAAUAUUGUGCCGCACGCCUUUAAGGACCUGGAGAACCUGCGGGCGCUCCACCUGGACAGCAACCGGCUGACACGCAUCACCAAUGACACCUUCAGCGGCAUGUCCAAGUUGCACCACCUCAUCCUCAACAACAACCAGCUCACACACGUUCAGAUCGGGGCCUUCAACGACCUGACGGCUCUGGAGGAGCUCGACCUGUCCUACAACAAUCUCGAGAGGGUCCCCUGGGUGGCCAUCCAGAGAAUGUCAAGCCUCCACACCCUCAACCUGGAUCACAACAUGCUCAGCUACAUCCCAGAGGGCACCUUUUCGGGUCUACAGAAGCUCAAAAGGCUGGAUGUGACCUCCAACAAGCUCCAGAAGCUACCCCCGGACCCCAUUUUCCAAAGAGCGGGGGUCCUGGCCACCUCGGGGAUCAUGGGGCCCACAUCGUUCGCAUUAAGCUUCGGCGGGAACCCUCUGCGGUGCAACUGCGAACUACUGUGGCUAAGAAGGUUGCGACGGGAGGACGAUCUGGAGACAUGCGCUACGCCUCAACACCUCUCAGGACGCUAUUUCUGGACCGUGUCGGAAGAGGAGUUUCUGUGCGAGCCUCCUCUCAUCACCAGACACUCUCAGGAGCUGCGGGCCCUGGAGGGUCAGAGUGUGACGCUACGUUGUAAGGCUCGGGGUGAUCCAGAUCCCAUCAUCCACUGGAUCGCCCCUGACGGACGCCUCAUGUCGAACUCUUCCAGAGCCUCCGUGCAUACCGACGGCACUCUCGACAUACUCAUCAGCACCGUCAAGGACUCAGGCUCCUUCACCUGUGUGGCGUCCAACCCAGCCGGAGAAGCCCAGCAGAAGGUGGACCUGGUCAUUGCGAAGCUGCCUCACAUUACCAACAAUACGGCUGCUGAGCAAGAGCCCGACCCGGGGUCUUCCGACAUUGCCACGGUCACCAAGACAGGAGCAGAGGGUCCGGGCGGCGGGGUGCCCCUGGGGAACGCCAAGACUGGCCUGGAGAAGAAGGUGGUCAUAGCCGAGGCUACGUCCACCUCGGCUGUGGUCCACUUUAACUUCCAGAGAAACAUUCCGGGCAUCCGCAUGUUCCAGAUCCAAUACAACGGGACCUACGACGACUCGCUGGUUUACAGAAUGAUCCCACCCACCAGCGAGAGCAUCCUGGUCAACAACCUAGCAGCGGGAACGCAGUACGACCUGUGCGUGCUGGCCAUCUAUGACGACCAGAUCACCUCGCUGACCGCCACCCGGGUCAUCGGCUGUGUUCACUUUUCCACCGAUCCGCAGUAUCUGAGAUGCCACUUCAUGCAGUCCCAGUUUCUAGGCGGGACCAUUGUGGUCAUCAUUGGAGGGAUUAUCGUGGCUUCUGUGCUGGCGUUUAUUAUCUUCCUCAUUGUGCGCUACCGGGUGUGCAACCAGGGAGAUGCAGAUAAGGCUCUGGAGAUGGGUGAUAUUCGUUCCCUGAGCAGCGACGGGCAACUUCAGGGCUGCGGACUCCCCAAGUCUCUGUCCAAGCAGGUCCUACGUCCGGAGAAGAACGACAAGGAGUAUCUGCGAGUCGCUCUCCCGCCCCUGGAGCCGGUCAAGCAGCGAGCAUCCAUCGCCAACACCGGCACAGCCAAACCUUCCCUGCCUGACUGCACCGUGUCCACUUCGGCCGCCAGCCACAGUUGGCACCCGGCUUCCCCGGGUGUCCCGAGGGUGAAGCGCCCGGCGACUUCGUCGAAACCGUCCGACAUCCUUCGAGCUGAGGCUCAAGCUGACGUUGAACUCAACAACGUCAACCGUAAUAACUCCUCGGAGGCAAAGGUGCCACCCGUGGUAUCCUGCGCCCAAGCCUACAAAUGGACUGCAGCUCCCAGGGUCCCGCGGGCACGUCAGGCCCCUCGUCAGUACAUGACAGUGCCGGCGGGCGCCAUCAGGGUCAACCGCAGACACUCUCUCAACACGGACUCGUCCAGGGAGCGGCUGUACGUGGCGUACCCCAAAGCGGGGGCCGGCCUGCGCUCCAAGCGAAGCCUGUCCAUGAGCGGAGAACUUCCGCAGAUGCACAACGCCGCAAACAUUCAACGGGCCCGUGACAAGCUGUCCCACUCUGAGUGGCUCCUGGAGAGCACCCUAUGACUCGGCGUUUAUCGACGGAUUUUUUCCUGAACUGGAUUGUGGCCUGUUUUGAACCGCUUUGCCUUGGCGUUGGCACUCAGCCACUCCAGGGGGGGGGGAGCUUGAAGGUCCCCCUCGCAAAUCAAAGGGAAUGCGAACGGGUUUACGGACCAGCUUUUGAUUUAUACGCUAUAACCAAUCGACAUCUUCUUCGCGAGUAGACCACGAGAAGCACAACAUGUAUAAAACAAGCUCCUGUACAAAGAUUUUCCAAGGCAUACAGUAUAUCUCAAGGCGACUAUGGAAACACAUUUGCAUUUUUAUUCAACAUUCUUGAAAUCCAUCUUAGGGCCAAGGAUGACAAAUAAAUCCUCAAAUAUCCUUCUCUGAAACUGUUUGAGAAGUUAUUCCAUAGCCUCGAUAUCAAGCAUAAGGGACAUUAAUGACGAGUAUGGUCUUUGUCUUUCAACAAAGAUAAUUCAAGUUUGGACUCUGGAUGUUCUAAUGUGCUGAAUGGACCUGAAGAUAGAUCGCAAGGAUAAGGAAUAAAUUGCCAAAUGGCUUUCCAUUGGCGAUCCUUAUUGUCAUUCCGAAUGCAGUAACCCGGACACUCUGUACGAUAAAGACAGACGAGGACUCGCCUCUGAAUGACCUUGGUGUUUUUUUGGGGUUUUUUUAGUGUGUGUGUGUGGAUAUAAUGAAUGUCCUUUUACAUCCCAGACACAGCACAAUGCAGCAUUUUUUUUUUUUCCUCGGUGGCACGAGUUGGCUCAGCUUGAUACUGCCCUCCGAUUUGAAUCGAUCAAAUCACUUUUAUCACGUAAUUACGCAAAGACCCGACGGCAUGGUGACGUUAUGCGACGAGCUUCAGACAAAUGAAGACAUUUUCCAUGCUUCCUUCAAUCUUUCUUUUUUUAACGUAUUAUCAUGCUGAUGUAUAAAUUAACUUGUAAAAGGAACGAGCACA